Molecule: messenger RNA, 1574 nt
Organism: Musa acuminata AAA Group (dessert banana)
Lineage: Eukaryota; Viridiplantae; Streptophyta; Magnoliopsida; Zingiberales; Musaceae
Product: NADPH-dependent aldo-keto reductase, chloroplastic-like
Exons: 6
Coding region: 272-1354 (360 amino acids)
Cellular component (GO): cytosol
Molecular function (GO): aldose reductase (NADPH) activity
Source: RefSeq, a predicted model, not a curated record
GAGGCCACACGCGAUCGAGAAGAAGAGGAGCAGCGGCAAAAAGAUUAGGCCAAAGGAGGGCGCAGCAGGUCUUUGGAUGUUUAUCCGCUUCAUCUCCACGCGGUAGGUGGAGUCUGUUGCCCGUCGCAUUCUUCUCAUCGGUUUGGUGAACGACGCGCCAAACGAACAAAAACUUGUGGGUUGUUCGGACCGGCGGCAUCGUCACUUUUAGCGAUUUCUUGCGUUAGGAGUCUUCUUUCAAAACCGACAGUAGUUUGUCCGGAUUGGAGGGAUGAAGGGGAAAGGAGCAACAGCUAAAAACUACUUUGUCCUCAAUACCGGAGCCAAGAUUCCUGCUGUUGGUCUUGCAACAUGGCAACACGGAGGUGAUCUUUGCGCUGAAGCCGUGGCGACGGCUUUGACGGCCGGGUAUCGCCACAUCGACUGCACCCAUCUAUAUGGGAAUGAGGUUGAGGUUGGGAAGGCGCUAGCCGAGGCUUUUGAAAGCGGAGCCAAGAGGGAAGAUUUGUUCUUGACCUCGAAAUUGUAUUGUGCUACUAAUUCACAUAAGAGGGUCGAGAAUUCCGUGAGAGUUUCCUUGAAGAGCCUUGGCGUCUCCUACUUGGAUCUGUAUCUUGUGCACUGGCCUGAGUGUUCGGCUCUCGGGGAUGCCACUGAUCCUUCUUGGAAAUCUGCAAGCGAAUAUAGACAGUUCUCGCAGCGAUUGAAGCCAACCUGGGAGGCUAUGGAAAGUCUUGUGCGGAUGGGGCUUGUUCGUGCGAUUGGUGUUAGCAAUUUCAACAUUCAGCAGAUCAGCGAAUUGCUCCAGUUUGCGAAGAUUGUUCCAGCAGUCAAUCAGGUGGAGUUGCAUCCAUUCUGGAGACAGGAUGAACUAGUGAAAUUCUGUCAACAGAAAAGAAUCCAUGUAUCUGCUCAAACUCCACUGGGAGUACCCAUAUCUCGUGGGAUGGCAACUGCCAGUCCUGGUCUUUCUGAUAGUGGAUCUGAGGAUGAAGCUGGAACUCCUAGGAUAACAUUUAGAAGGUCAAGAUCUGUGCAUGGACCAAUGAUGAAGCUUUCUGUUGUCGUAGAUAUUGCAGAACGCCAUAACAAGACACCGGAGCAGGUCAUUUUGCGAUGGGGACUACAGCGAGGAACUAGUUUAUUGCCGUGCAGCCUAAAUCCUGACAGGAUCAGGAAAAACAUAGACAUUUUCAGUUGGUCGCUGACAGAUGAAGAAUGGAAUAGAAUGAACAGGAUUGAACCUCAGAUAUGCCUCUUUGGGAGUGGACCUGUCAACACAUCUGAAACAGGGUUUUUUUCAGCUGCUGGUCCUCUUCAGGCUGUGUAUGAGAUGGAAGAUGACACCGAAUAAUCCCAAGACUCUCAAGUCUCAGAAGUGUACUGUUGUAAACUCUCAUCUGAGAAGGGGAUAUUUAACGAAAUUUUCUGCACAUAUGUUAUGUCUAUCUGCGAAUCUCUUCAGAGACCAAUAUCAUCUUGUAAUUCAUGUUAAUUAGAUUUUAGUAGUUAUGUCAUAUUACUCUGGAUCAAGGUUUUGCUACAAUGGAAGUUAUCAUAUGUUUUCCCCCUCC